Messenger RNA from Suillus paluster, 558 nucleotides. RefSeq lists its product as uncharacterized. The transcript has 4 exons. The record is from RefSeq and is a predicted model, not a curated record. Lineage: Eukaryota; Fungi; Basidiomycota; Agaricomycetes; Boletales; Suillaceae. The coding region runs from base 1 to 558 and encodes 185 amino acids.
AUGCUCGACCCAUCUAAGGAACGACCGACUACGCUGCACAUCUACAACUUCGGGAGUGUGUUUGGCAAUCGCAAGAUUAUCAAGGGGGAAGACAAGACAACCACUUUAUAUUUUAUGCAAAACACUCGGAGUUCGUUGCAUUGGACUUUUGAUCUGCACGCUGAUGGCCCAGAUGGCCCUCUGCUUUGUCGGGCUCAGUCUUCGUACAAUGGACCACCACUAAUGGAUGAAGUCAACCAUGGGCCUACUACUUUGUCCAUGACGGCUGUCAGACGGACAGUCAAGAUGGAGAGGAAGCUGGGAGCUUUCGACGGAACGGUUUUCUUCAAGGGUCCUGAUCAGAAGGAGUAUCGCUGGCAGACAACUGCACGGCUGUUUAGGUAUUUAUCACGUAGUUCCUGCCAGUGUUUAGAUGCAGAGGAUGCCCUCAUAGCAACAUAUCGUAUUACGUCCAUGUCGGUGACGAAGGAUGGCGUUCUCGUGGUUCAACCCUCAGGGAAGUCCAUGCUCGACUUGCUCGUCGCUACCAGCCUCGCGAUGCGCACGCCCAAUAACUGA